CUGCCCUCGGGGCGGGGCGGGACCCGGCAGGAUUGGGCGGGGGCUUGAGGUGAUUCCCCAGCCGCUGCAGCUGCGGCUUCAGCCGUGCUGGGAAACCGAAAGUGGGCGGCGGCCGCGGCUGUGGUCCUGUCUCAGACGGCGGCAGGAGCUGAGCACAGGAGAUCGGAGACAAGCUAUCGGCCCCCGGAACUAGGUAAAGAUGCUGGAAGCAGAUUUGGUUUCAAAGAUGCUACGGGCUGUUCUGCAGUCUCAUAAGAAUGGAAUAGCAUUACCCCGGCUCCAAGGAGAGUACAAAUCUUUGACUGGAGACUGGAUCCCAUUCAAGCAGCUAGGUUACCCCACACUAGAAACCUACCUGAGAAGUGUGCCAACAGUUGUCAGGAUAGAGCCUAGUAGAUCUGGAGAGAUUAUCUGCUAUGCUGUGGCAUGCACAGAAACUGCACGGAUUGCUCAGCUUGUGGCCCGUCAGAGGAGUUCUAAAAGGAAAGCAGGACGGCAAGUUAACUGCCAAAUGAGAGUGAAGAAAACAAUGCCCUUUUUUCUAGAAGGGAAACCGAAAGCAACCCUCAGACAACCAGGAUUUUCUUCAGAUUUUUCUAUCAGCAGGAAGCCUACUCCAGCACUGUUAAGAGAUAAAGGAAAUCCAUUUGGAGUUAAGUCUGGUGCUGCAAUACCACCUUACAUAUUUUACACAGCUCAUGGAAAUGAAGUAUUCAAAAAUGUUCCAGUGCAGAGACAUGUAACCUUGCCUGCCAACUACAGGUUUACUCCAAAGGCAUCUCUUCCACCAGCUUUUCAGAUGCAUCUGUCAAGAACUUGUCCUCAGGGAAUGAGUGAUAAUUUAAAUCAGACUGUUGAAAAACCAAAAGUUGCACUUCCUGCCUCUUACCCUUAUAAAUUGGAUGAGGUUGAAAAUCGCAUAAAGGAAAUACUAAACAAGCAUAGCAAUGGCAUUUGGAUAUCUAAGCUUCCACAGUUUUACAAAGAGUUAUACAAAGAAGAACUUAAUCCAGGAAUUUUGCAACAGUUUGAACACUGGCCUCAUAUUUGCACGGUGGAAAAACCCUGCAGUGGUGGUCAAGACUUGCUUCUUUAUCCAGCGAAGAGACCGCAGCUUGCCAGAAAUGAACUGAACGAUGAAAAAGUGCCUCCAUCCCUACCACCUGCUCAAAAACAAAUGCCAACAUUAAAAGGAUGCACAACAGUUACGCCAGGAGACUCGAAAGAGAAAGUUGCAGAGCUACUGGGGAAAUACCCAAGUGGUCUUUGGGCCAGUGCACUCCCCAAAGCAUUUGAGGACAUGUACAAAAUGAAAUUCCCUGAGGAUGUCUUAAAAAAUCUUGCCUCACUCUCUGAUGUAUGCACUAUAGACUACAUUUCUGGAAAUCCCCAGAAGGCCAUUCUCUAUGCUAAACUUCCAGUGCCCACUGACAAAACCAUCAAUGAUGCAGUGCAAGCCCAGGGCGAUUAUGAUAUCAAAUGUAUGGUGGAACAAGAAUACUUGCAGAUAGAAGAAAACAUUGGUGAAAGUGAAGAUACCAUAAUGGAAGAUGUAACAGUUCCUUCUCUAACCAUUCCGACCGAAGUGUCCCCAUCUGUAUUGGUGGUUGAACUGAACAACACAAAUGAAGUGGUUAUCAGGUAUGUGGGAAAAGACUAUUCUGCUGCUCAAGAAUUAAUGGAAGAUGAGAUGAAGGAAUUCUACAGUAAAAACCCUAAGGUCACACCAAUCCAAUCUGUGCACAUUGGGCAGUUGCUGGCAGUAAAGGCCGAGGAGGACGCGUGGUUACGGGCACAGAUCAUCUCAGCAGAUGACAACAAAAUAAAGGUGUGCUAUGUUGACUAUGGUUUUAGUGAAAAUGUUGAAAAGAGCAAAGCAUACAAAUUGAAUCCUAAGUUCUGUUCACUUCCAUUCCAAGCCACAAAGUGCAAGCUAGCAGGAUUGGAAUUUCUAAGUGAUGAUCCUGAUUUGGUGAAAGUAGUUGAAUCUUUAACUUGUGGAAAGAUCUUUGCAGUGGAAAUACUCGAGAAAGCGGACACUCCACUGGUUGUUCUGUAUGAUACCUCAGGAGAAGAUGAUAUCAAUAUCAAUGCCACCUGCUUAAAGGCCAUCUGUGACAAGUCUCUAGAAGUUCACCUCCAGGUUGAUGCCAUGUACACAAAUGUCAAAGUCACCAAUAUUUGCUCUGACGGAACACUCUACUGCCAGGUGCCUUGUAAGGGUCUGAACAAACUCAGCGACCUUCUACAUAAGAUAGAGGACUACUUCCAUUGCAAGCACAUGACCUCUGAGUACUUCAUUUCAGUACCCUUCUGUGGGAAAAUCUGCCUCUUCCAUUGCAAAGGAAAAUGGUCACGAGUAGAGAUCACAAACGUUCACAGUAGCCGGGCUCUUGAUGUCCAGUUCCUAGACUCAGGCACUAUGAUGUCUGUAAAAGUAGCAGAGCUUCGGGAAAUUCCACCUCGGUUCAUACAAGAAGUGAUUGCCAUUCCACCUCAGGCUAUUAAGUGCUGUUUAGCAGAUCUCCCACAGUCUCUCGGCAUGUGGACCCCAGAUGCUGUGCUCUGGCUGAGAGAUUCUGUUUUGAAUUGCUCGGACUGUAGCAUUAAGGUAACCAAAGUGGAUGAAACCAAACGGACUGCACAUAUUUAUUUAUUUACUCCCAAGAACUUCCCUGACCCUCACCGCAGUAUUAAUCGCCAGAUUGCAAAUGCAGACUUGUGGAAGCAUCAGGAGGAUGUGUUUCUGAGCGCUGUAUCUAGUGGAGCAGACGCUCCCACCAAAAGUGGCAACACCGCCAUGUCGGGCAGCACUGGGGAGAAUUUCAGGAGGAGCCUCACUGAUAGCGUCAAAAAGACGGUGGAGUACCCCAGCUCUUUCCCCAUGGAUGAACUACCACCUCCCAUCCACUUGUCAAAACCAGGGGAACACAUGGAUGUGUAUGUGCCCGUGGCCUGUCACCCCGGCUACUUUGUCAUCCAGCCUUGGCAAGAAAUACAUAAAUUGGAAGUUCUGAUGGAGGAGAUGAUUCUGUAUUAUAGUGUGUCGGAAGAGCGCCACGUAGCUCUGGAAAAAGACCAAGUGUAUGCUGCAAAAGUGGAAAAUAAAUGGUACAGAGUGCUUUUAAAAGGAAUUCUGACCAAUGGACUUGUAUCUGUCUAUGAGCUGGACUACGGCAAGCAUGAAUUGGUCAACAUCAGAAAAGUACAGCCCCUCGUGGACAUGUUCCGAAAGCUGCCCUUCCAAGCAGUUACAGCUCAGCUGGCAGGUGUGAGGUGCAACCAAUGGUCUGAAGAGGCUUCGAUGGUGUUUCGCAAUCAUGUGGAGAAGAGACCUCUGGUGGCUCUGGUGCAGACGGUUACUGAAAACACUAACCCUUGGGACCGGAAAGUAGUGGUUUAUUUAGUGGACACAUCACUGCCAGAUACUGAUAUCUGGAUUCACGACUUCAUGUCCGAGUAUCUGGUAGAGCUUUCAAAAGUUAAUUAAUCACUGCUUCUGAGACCUUGACAACUCAUUCUGAUUUUUUUAGCAAUAUCAAAUCGUAGUAGGCUUAAAAAAAAAAAAAAAACCCACAAAAAUCUUCUCUCUGCUCCCUGGUUCUGACCCUUGUGGGGGGAGGAUUGUAAAGAAUAUAUUUUGUUUGAUAAGAGAUAUUUAACAAGUUUUGUUUUAACAAAGUUGACUUUUCAAAGAAAAAUUGCUCUUGGAUUAUUACUGUAAUAUUAGAAUAAAAAUAUUUAUCAAUGUAAAAA
Messenger RNA from Chrysochloris asiatica (Cape golden mole), 3756 nucleotides. RefSeq names its product tudor domain containing 7 (gene TDRD7). The record is from RefSeq and is a predicted model, not a curated record. Bases 200 to 3490 code for a protein of 1096 amino acids. The transcript is spliced from 17 exons. NCBI's taxonomy places the organism in Eukaryota, Metazoa, Chordata, Mammalia, Afrosoricida, Chrysochloridae. Gene Ontology annotation, biological process: spermatogenesis; lens morphogenesis in camera-type eye; lens fiber cell differentiation.